Labeo rohita (rohu) is the source of this 584-nucleotide messenger RNA. RefSeq names its product ribosomal protein S20 (gene rps20). Gene Ontology annotation, cellular component: ribosome; cytosolic small ribosomal subunit. The coding region runs from base 160 to 519 and encodes 119 amino acids. Gene Ontology annotation, biological process: translation. The transcript is spliced from 4 exons. Gene Ontology annotation, molecular function: structural constituent of ribosome; RNA binding. The record is from RefSeq and is a predicted model, not a curated record. Lineage: Eukaryota; Metazoa; Chordata; Actinopteri; Cypriniformes; Cyprinidae.
GUGGUGUUGUCAUACAGUACCCGGAUGCAUCUUAUAAAUGAAAGAGCAGGCCUUUAAGCCUUUCUUUUCUGAACGACCACCGCGAGGUUGCGUUUCCUGGCUCACCGCUGUUCGCGUUUCAAUUGUUUCCACGAAUAAGUCGGUCAGGAAUUACUAACCAUGGCCUUCAAAGACACUGGUAAGGCUCCAGUUGAGGCUGAGGUGGCAAUCCACCGUAUCCGCAUCACUCUGACAAGCCGCAAUGUGAAAUCUCUUGAAAAAGUGUGUGCUGAUUUGAUCCGAGGUGCCAAGGAGAAGAGUCUGAAGGUGAAGGGACCUGUGCGUAUGCCCACCAAGACCCUGCGCAUCACUACUCGCAAGACUCCAUGUGGUGAAGGUUCCAAGACCUGGGACAGAUUCCAGAUGCGGAUUCACAAGCGCCUCAUUGAUCUACACAGUCCAUCUGAGAUCGUCAAGCAGAUCACCAGCAUCAGCAUUGAGCCUGGUGUUGAGGUGGAAGUCACCAUUGCAGAUGCAUAAUUGCUGUCUUCCAACUUAAUCAGCUGUGUAUUUGCUAUCAGCUCAAUAAAAUUAAAAUUUUUGGA